UCCGGCUGAAUGUCAGUGCGGGGCUGUGGGCCGGGGAAGAAGGUGGUUGGCGGUCCCUUCACUCUCUCCGCGGCUUGUGCUGCGGUCGCGGGCUCCCGGUCGCUGGGCCGCUGGGGCAUGAGACCGUGAGGCGAGGGACCGGCCGGGGCUGCCGACAUGUUUGGCCGCUCGCGGAGCUGGGUGGGCGGGGGCCAUGGCAAGUCUUCCCGCAACAUCCACUCCUUGGACCACCUCAAGUAUCUGUACCAUGUUUUGACCAAAAACACCACAGUCACAGAACAGAACCGGAACCUGUUAGUGGAGACCAUCCGUUCCAUCACUGAGAUCCUAAUUUGGGGAGAUCAGAAUGACAGCUCUGUGUUUGACUUCUUCCUGGAGAAGAACAUGUUUGUUUUCUUCUUGAACAUCCUGCGGCAGAAAUCUGGCCGCUAUGUGUGUGUUCAGCUGUUGCAGACCUUGAACAUCCUCUUUGAGAAUAUCAGUCACGAGACCUCACUUUAUUAUUUGCUCUCUAAUAACUAUGUAAAUUCUAUCAUUGUCCAUAAGUUUGACUUUUCCGAUGAAGAAAUUAUGGCAUAUUACAUAUCAUUCCUGAAAACACUUUCGUUGAAACUCAACAACCACACUGUCCAUUUUUUUUACAAUGAGCACACUAAUGACUUUGCCCUGUACACAGAAGCCAUCAAAUUUUUUAAUCACCCUGAGAGCAUGGUUAGAAUUGCUGUCAGAACCAUCACAUUGAAUGUCUACAAAGUGGAUAACCAGGCCAUGCUACACUAUAUCAGAGACAAAACUGCUGUCCCUUACUUCUCCAAUUUGGUCUGGUUCAUCGGGAGCCACGUGAUCGAACUUGAUAACUGUGUGCAGACUGAUGAGGAGCACCGGAAUCGGGGGAAACUGAGUGACCUGGUGGCUGAGCACCUGGACCACCUGCACUAUCUUAACGACAUCCUGAUCAUCAACUGCGAGUUCCUCAAUGAUGUGCUCACAGACCACCUGCUCAACAGACUCUUCUUGCCCCUGUACGUGUACUCACUGGAGAACCAGGACAAGGGAGGAGAACGGCCAAAAAUCAGCCUGCCGGUUUCGCUCUAUCUUCUGUCACAGGUUUUCCUAAUUAUACAUCAUGCACCCCUGGUGAACUCGUUAGCUGAAGUCAUUCUGAAUGGCGACCUGUCUGAGAUAUACGCUAAGACUGAACACGAUGUUCAGAGAAGUUGUGCCAAGCCCAGCAUUCGGUGCUUUAUUAAACCCACCGAGACACUUGAGCGGUCCCUUGAGAUGAAUAAGCACAAGGGCAAGCGGCGGGUGCAAAAGAGACCCAACUACAAAAACGUUGGGGAAGAAGAAGAUGAGGAGAAAGGGCCCACUGAGGAUGCCCAAGAAGAUGCUGAGAAGUCUAAAGGUACAGAGGGUGGUUCAAAAGUCAUCAAGACGAGUGGGGAGAGUGAAGAGAUAGAGAUGGUGAUCAUGGAGCGCAGCAAGCCCCCAGAGUUGGCAGCCAGCACCUCCGUGCAGGAGCAGAACACCACAGACGAGGAGAAGAGCGCUGCCACAGGCUUGGAGAGCGUGCAGUGGAGCAGGCCCUUCCUGGACAUGGUGUACCACGCGCUGGAUAGCCCCGAUGAUGAUUACCACGCGCUCUUCGUGCUCUGCCUCCUCUACGCCAUGUCUCACAACAAAGGCAUGGACCCUGAAAAACUAGAGCGAAUCCAGCUCCCGGUGCCCAGUGUGGCUGAGAAGACCAUUUACAACCACCUGCUGGCGGAGAGACUCAUCAGGAUCAUGAACAACGCUGCCCAGCCAGAUGGGAAGAUCCGGUUGGCGACACUGGAGCUGAGCUGCCUGCUCUUGAAGCAGCAAGUCGUGACUAGCAUGGGCUGCAUCAUCAAGGACGUGCACCUGGCCUGUCUGGAGGGUGCGAGGGAAGAAAGCGUCCACCUCGCGAGGCACUUUUAUAAGGGAGAAGAAAUUUUUUUGGACAUGUUUGAAGAUGAGUACAGGAGCAUGACAAUGAAGCCAAUGAACGUGGAGUAUCUCAUGAUGGAUGCCUCCAUCCUGCUGCCCCCCACAGGCACACCACUGACAGGCAUUGACUUUGUGAAGCGGCUGCCAUGUGGCGACGUGGAAAAGACCCGGCGGGCCAUCCGGGUGUUCUUCAUGCUCCGUUCCCUGUCACUGCAACUGCGAGGGGAGCCCGAGACCCAGUUGCCACUGACGAGGGAGGAAGACCUGAUCAAGACCGAUGAUGUCCUGGAUCUCAACAACAGUGACCUGAUCGCGUGCACAGUGGUCACCAAGGAUGGCGGCAUGGUCCAGCGGUUCCUGGCUGUCGAUAUUUACCAGAUGAGCUUGGUGGAACCCGACGUGUCCAGGCUUGGUUGGGGAGUGGUCAAGUUUGCAGGCCUCCUGCAGGACAUGCAGGUGACCGGUGUGGAGGAUGACAGCCGUGCCCUGAAUAUCACCAUCCACAAGCCUGCAUCCAGCCCCCACUCCAAGCCUUUCCCCAUCCUCCAGGCCACCUUCAUCUUCUCAGACCAUAUCCGCUGCAUCAUCGCCAAGCAGCGCCUGGCCAAAGGCCGCAUCCAGGCAAGACGCAUGAAGAUGCAGAGGAUAGCGGCCCUCCUGGACCUUCCGAUCCAGCCAACCACUGAAGUCCUUGGAUUUGGACUCGGCUCCACCUCCUCCUCCCAGCACCUGCCUUUCCGAUUCUAUGACCAGUGCCGGCGAGGCAGCAGUGACCCCACAGUGCAGCGCUCUGUGUUCGCGUCCGUGGACAAGGUGCCAGGCUUUGCCGUGGCCCAGUGCAUAAACCAGCACAGCUCGCCGUCCCUGUCCUCGCCAUCACCAUCCGCCAGCGGGAGCCCCAGUGGCAGCGGGAGCACCAGCCACUGCGACUCAGGAGGAGCCAGCUCAUCGUCCACCCCCUCUGUUGCCCAGAGCCCGUCAGAUGACCCCAUGACCAUGGAACAGCCUCAGCCUAACCUUGCCGACCAGGUGGUGACCGUCAGUGACGCGGAAGCAGACACCAGGCCCGGCAAGAGCCUGGCAAGGAGUGUGGACAUGGAGACAGUCAGCCUGUCCCCCAGCCUCACCCCAGCCCAGCAGCCCACCAUCUCCCUGCUCUGUGAGGACACCGCCGACACACUGAGCGUAGAGUCGCUGACCCUCAUCCCACCUGUUGACCCCCACAGCCUCCGUACCCUCGCGGGCAUCCCCCCGGCCCCCACACUGGCCACAGAGGGCACAGUGACCCCAGACGAGGAGGCUGCGCCCCCAGAGCCAGCAGGCCCCAUCGAGCACUAAGUGGGGGCUGAGCAGCCUCCCCUUUGUGCUUGCAGCCCCCGCGGGUAGGGACCCAGUGCCACCGACUCCAAAGACACAUUGGGAGCAUCCGCAGUGACCAUCUUCGCCACCCACCCGUGUGCUCCUGGAUUCCAUUUGAAUUCCUCUUUCACUUUGCACUUCGCUGAGAACAGCUGGACCUGGUGGAGACACCCCAGCAAAGCGGGGGCCCCUGGGGAAGGAGGUUGGGUUCCUGGUCUCUGAGCUCCCCCGGCUCGCGGCUCUGCUGUGGCGUCCCCAGUGUGCACGGAAGAAGUGGACAAGGUCACUUUAGGUAGAAAUUUGUAGAAAAGUGAACUUUGAUAAACAUCUUCUUUGGGUAUUUAUUUCCGCUGUGGCAGCAGGUGAAAAGCAUUUAUUUAAAAAGCAUCUAUUUUUUAAAAGACAAAGUCCCAAAAAAUCCUCAAUGCUAAGGUUUGAUGUCAUGUAAAAAGUGUAGAUUGCUGUUCAGAUUUCAUUUUCAUUUUCCCUUGAACUUUCCAGUGUUUAGGUUUAGAGUUCUCAGUCUGGUGUUUUCUUUUUCCCUAAGUGAUUCUUAUUUCUCUAUUGCUCACUGACUCUGCAAGCCUGUGGGAUGAUAAAGUACCUUCCUGGAAAGUUUAGAGUAUUUUUUAAAGAAAAUAAGGGAGAUACAUGCAUUCUCAGGUACACACAGAGUGGAGAGAGCUGAAAGUUUCUCUGCUGCGGCAGCCAAGGGGCCUUACACUGGUUUACCUGAAAGGUCUUUUCACGAAAGGGGGCCAGGGCCCAUUCCGCAUCUCUCUGGACUGGAGGCAAACAGGACCGUUUCUCAGCAUCACCUUCUGUGGCUGCCAGCUUUGUUGGUCUAAGAGAAUUGUUGGGGACCGUGAGGACCCUGGUCCCAGCAGCUACAAUGGGAAGCAGAGGCCAUGGAAGCCGUCCUCUACAUCGCCUGCUGCUCAGCUCCGUGCGCCUCCUCUCUGCGGCUACAAAAAGGACAUGAGCUUGUUUUUAAAAUGAACCCUCUGCCCGGUCCCUUCUCCCUUUGGUCUGGUUGUGCAGGGAGGGGCCAGUUCUCCACCGAAUCCAGUAAAGCAGCCAAAGCGUUCCUUGCAACUUGGCACAGCCAAGCGACCCUCCCUUCCUCCUGGUCCAUGCUAAGACCUCCCACAACUUUCCUCCAUGUGUCCACCAGGGGUAUCAGCACACAGCUGUUGGUGUCGGCCAGGUCCAGUUACCGGGCAGCCUCAGAAGAUGCUGUGAAUGCUCAUCUUCCACCUAUCAGAGGACGCCAUCCUCACCGCCUCCCUCAAUCCAGCUGUCACAACAGGGCCCGCUGACGCCAGAUUCCAACCUCCUGACGCAAACACACAUCCUGCAGAGGAGGGGCAGUCAUGCCUGUGGGCGCAGGUCUCUGUCAUCAGAAGCCUCCAGGAGCUGUGCCCACCAACCCCCGGUCUGGUUUUCAAAUGACUCUGGGGCAGCAGGAGCAGAGGCCAGUGACUUCCCAGGCCAGCAGCAGCACUGGGAGGAACAAGCCCACACAGGCAGACCCAGGCCCUCCCCAGGACCACCGCCCACUGUCUGAAGUCCGCUUCUAGGUGGCUUUGUGGCCUCAGGGCACUGAAAGGGAAGGUCUCGGGCGGGGGAGACAGCCUGCCUCAGGGUAGGGGAUGGUGCCCUCUGACCCCCCGGGUCCUUACACUCGGACCUCUGGGGUUUAGCCUCCGUCAACCCUUAGAGCCCCCAUCUCCAUGUCCCUACAGAAGGAGGGGCUGGGGUCGGUCUCACCCUCCCCAAGUCAACACCGGGCCCCUUGGGUUUGCCACGUCAGGGGACAGGGUUGGCACUCCCCAGGGAGGGGUGGACGGGAGGGCCUCUCCACCCCCCUUCCCCUCCAUCAAGCCUGCCCUGCCCCGCAGAAGGCAGCUUCCCACCUAAACACUGGCAUUACAAGUGACCGGCAUGAGUGAAGAAACUCACGCCCUCACAGACAUACACAAGAUUUCUCCAAGGUCUCAAGAUGCACUGUUUAAAAAAAAAAAAAAGCAUGGGGUGAAUCGAUUCUCAUCUUUUUUAGAUGCAAUAAGAAAUGUUUCGUGUAGUCAUGUUGACACUGGGCAUAAACUGUAAGGGUUCCUGUUCCUAAUGUUCCUCUGAGCUGAAAAUAUGUAAAUAAUUCUUGUCUUGAGGAGGAGCAGCAUUAGGAAACCUCACGCUUCUGGGUUGAGGGACCGUUCCAGGGAAGAACCUGCUUACUGGUGUGACUCAUGCUUCAUGGGUACUGUACACCAGGGUGGAAACAAAAACUGGAACUUCCUUGUAAAUUGUUACUUGGCAAUAAAAGAGAAAGAGUUCCCAGAA
This is a messenger RNA of Artibeus jamaicensis (Jamaican fruit-eating bat), 5670 nucleotides long. It is a transcript of the gene CLEC16A, whose product is annotated as C-type lectin domain containing 16A. Lineage: Eukaryota; Metazoa; Chordata; Mammalia; Chiroptera; Phyllostomidae. The coding region runs from base 157 to 3306 and encodes 1049 amino acids. Gene Ontology annotation, biological process: endosome to lysosome transport; regulation of autophagosome maturation; endosomal transport. The transcript is spliced from 23 exons. Gene Ontology annotation, cellular component: late endosome; endolysosome membrane. The record is from RefSeq and is a predicted model, not a curated record.